Orbicella faveolata is the source of this 3434-nucleotide messenger RNA. Its product is annotated as adapter molecule crk-like. Gene Ontology annotation, biological process: enzyme-linked receptor protein signaling pathway; cell migration. Gene Ontology annotation, cellular component: cytoplasm. Gene Ontology annotation, molecular function: signaling adaptor activity; receptor tyrosine kinase binding. NCBI's taxonomy places the organism in Eukaryota, Metazoa, Cnidaria, Anthozoa, Scleractinia, Merulinidae. The record is from RefSeq and is a predicted model, not a curated record.
GUGUUGGUGUGUUUGGUUCCUUGAUCUCUCGUUUUACCACGGCUGUUUGGAUGCCACGCACGGAAUAACGACAUAACAGCGAUCUUUUAUGUGGAGGAAAACGUACUUAGGGUGAUUUAAUCACGACGAUGUUCUAGGUUGUGAAGCAACUGUUUGUAAUCGGUGUUUCACUUCAGAACGAUAAGAUUUCCACGACGGAUAUCAGUAUGAACCGUUCCAAUCCUAACCAGCUCAGUUGUUAUCUUGGUCGCCUAACUCGGGACAGAACUACGAAAUAUUUGCUAGGAAAGAAACCUGGUACAUAUCUGAUACGCGACAGCUCGUCAAUUCCUGGAGAUUUUGUUCUUGCUGUGAGCGAAAGUGGGAAAGUGAGUCAUUACAUCAUCAACAGUAUAGGCACUGGUUAUAAAAUAGGAGAGAACACCUUUCCCGACCUACAUAGUAUUAUAGAAUUUUACAAGAAUCAUUUUCUGGAUUCUACAAACUUAACAGAACCGCUGUUUAGAGUACAAGCUCAGUAUCCAUUUACAGGAAAGGAUGCGGAGGACCUCAGUUUCAAAAAAGGCGAUAUUUUAGUUGUUGUGGAACAAAACGAGGAGAAGUGGUGGACUGCUAUGGAUGAACAAGGCAACAAAGGCCUUAUUCCAGAACCAUAUGUUAAAAAGCUUGUCGAUCUUCAGCCACAACAGCAGCCAGUGUCUCCUGCACAGUCGACUGUUCUUUCCAACCUGGGAAAUGACCAAAGAAGAUCAAUGCCUCCGCCGACAACUACAACACCAGACAAUAGUAACAGAAGAACGUCCGUACCUCCCAAUAUGAGACCGCACCCAUCGCCCGCUUUCAUGGGAGGAUCCAUGUUAGUGCGUGCCACACGAAAACAUCUGAUGCCAUACGAUGACUCAACACUCGCUUUUGAGAAAGGAGAUAUCAUCACGGUUCUCAAGAAACAGGAUAAUGGAAAGUGGUUUGGUCAGCUUGGUGACAGAACAGGAUACUUCCAGUUUAACUAUGUGGAGAGUAUACCACAAAGUGAAAAUCCAGAUUGAAAAGAAUUGGUGCCACAACUAAAUGUAACUACUGUUGAAAAUUAGGAUUAGAUGUAACUAGGACUUUACUGUCAAUCAACUGUCAAUUAUCUGGGAAUGUCAAAUGUAAUAGGCCCUGUUCAGGCAGUGUGAGCCUAAUUGGUAAUCUUAGGGUGAUUUUCAUUUAUCAGGUCUGGCUGUUGUAAUGAAUGUUUCACAAGAUAACAUUGCUGAUCUCUGAACCUCAAAAAUGUGGCUGUAGUGGUUAGAGACCAUCUUGGCUCCAUAUUAGCGUGGGGAGCAGAGAGAUGCCCAGUGAGAAAUUAUAUAUUCUAGGUUCCAUGAGGUGCUCUUUUCUGUGUUGUGAAAACUUUGUAACCAAACAUCUGGGUUUAGAAUGACAGAUUUCAAAUUUUCUAACAUCAAAACCUUCUCCCCUCUUCUGCAAAGAAAAACAAAAAAUAAGUAUAUUUGUCUCUAGGGAAGAACAUUUGAUUGAAGGUGUAAGCUCAGCUGCCAGCUUUGGAACAGAACUAAAAUUCAAUACAGAAUUCUUCAUUUCACUUGUCAUUACAACAAUCAUCUUUUGAACUAUCAAGACCUGACAAAUGAUAAGCACUCUUUGACCACUUUCCAAGAAAUUGUUGGUGUCACAUACAAAAGUUGUGGACUAUUUGUGAUUGUUGAGAAAUUUAAGUGCUGUAAUGUAAAAAGCAACCAAGAUAUGGCACAUUCAAGCACUUUGAUAAUAAAGACAGCUUAUUCUAGCAGACCGGAAAGUUUUAGUUAGAAUAUUGAUUGUGAGAAAUCCAUCUGUUGUCGUGUAAAAAGGCCCAAGUAACUAUUUUAUAGAGGUACUCCUUAAUAAUAAUGUACUCUUAAAACUUGUGAAGCCACUUAAGUUGACCUGAUUAUAAAGCUGAUCUCUUCUUAAAUUGUUGUCAGAGUAGCCAUUUAACUCUUACAGUCAUUGCUUUCUUAUCUGUACCUUAAAGCCAAAAAGCAAUCAAGUAUAAACAUGGUCUUCCUGAAGGAGAUUAAGGGUUCAUUUGCCAAAUGCUUUGCUAACUGUUUUCUUGAUCGUUUGGACAUCUUUUUUUUUCUUUCUGUGUUCGUCGUGGGCAACAUAUAAGGCUAACUGUUGAUACAAAAAUAAUGAAAUAUUAUCACAAGUAAAACACAUUCAGAGAAGUUUAGUGCUCUUUAUAAUGUCCCUUUGUGAUGUGAAUUACAAAUGGAAUUUGAUGCUGACAUUUUCAUAGUGUACAUAGCUUGACAUUAAGUUUUGACACCACUUUGCACUGGAAAAUUUGCUUUCAAGUGGAUGAGUGUGAGAGUCAAGCUGCUGUUAUGUCAAUCUGUCGAUGACGUGUUAAGAAAACAGUAAUGGAUGAAUGAAUGAAUGCAACUGAAUAUGCUGUUCUUGAAGUGCGUGUAACUGAUUACUGCUGGUCAAUGAUUACAACUAAAUAUGCAUUUCCCAGAUUCUUCUGUGUACAUGCUGGUAGAACUUGUGGAUUAUGAUGGCCUGGGAUGCACAUUUAUUGAUGCACCCUUAAUUUUAUACGGUCAGAGAGAUGUUACGUCAAGCAUCAAAAUUCUUGAGCAGUAGAAUUUCUGUAAAUCUAUUGCUUAGUGAUGUUGACAAUUUCUUGAUGUUGCUAUCAGUAGACUAAGUGAUGCUAGACAAACAAAAUGAUAUGUAGAACACAAUAAGCCACUUCCUGAUUACACUUCAGCUUCUUUCUUGAAGCGUGUCUUCAUGCCCAUCCUUUCAUAUGAAAAUGAGAUUUCAUUCACAUGCAAAUUAAACUUGUUUUCUAAUGAAUGGCUGUGCACCAGGCCUCGCUUUGAUAGAGAGGCUUAGAUCAACUUGGAAAUGGGCUUUUGCUAAGUCCUGGUUUACACAUACAAAGCAAGCACAAGCAGCAUAUGUGCAGAUGGAGAAACAUUUAGUUAAGGCAAUAAUAAACGACACAUCACCACAUCUGCUUAUAAUUCUUGCUCUUAUGCUUGGGUUGUUUGUGCAAAGCAGCCCUAACUAACAAUAAUAUUAUUUGUAUAUUAAUACCUGUCUCAAUUCUGCUUAUCUUUCUCCUCUAUGCCACCAUAAACCCUGUGAAAUUUCAGUAACUAGUAUUGCUUCAUUGUAUUCUUGUUCUUAAAGUAAUUCAAUUUGAUUCAUGCUUUAACCUGCAUCAUUGAGUUACAUUUAUGAUGCAUGUGGGAUGUUUGGAGUGCAUGGAAGAAGCUUAAGAGUUGUUGCUUGAGGCAACAGCAACAACAUCUAGCCUCUUGGGUACUCUCCAAACUUCCUAAGUGCAUCAUAACUUGAUCGUGCAUUGCUAAAUACAUGAAUCAAUUUUUUUAUGCCAUUGCCAAUAGAAAUAAAAUAAUUUCUCUCGUAAA